This is a messenger RNA of Arvicola amphibius (Eurasian water vole), 1521 nucleotides long. It is a transcript of the gene Cimap1b, whose product is annotated as outer dense fiber of sperm tails 3B. The record is from RefSeq and is a predicted model, not a curated record. The transcript is spliced from 5 exons. Bases 355 to 1467 code for a protein of 370 amino acids. NCBI's taxonomy places the organism in Eukaryota, Metazoa, Chordata, Mammalia, Rodentia, Cricetidae. Gene Ontology annotation, cellular component: cytoskeleton.
CAUAAUGGGUCUGAGAGUUUGAUGAGAGUUUGUCAAACUGCCCGGCUUUGCUUUCUCAAGAGGGUCACCAUCGCAGCAGGUUAGUGCGUCUCCAGACCUUCCCUCGGAGCAUCCUGUGCCCCUACAAGACCCCUUCAAAGGACACCCUUUCCCAACGCCUCUAAAACACCUCUCCCACCCAGAAACUCUAGACCAUUCUCUUUCCAAUGUCUGGUUCCAAACUUGGCCUUUAGUUAGUUAAACACUGGUACUGAAAGCCCUGGGAUAGGAGGCCAGAGAUGGCUUUGAAGCUCGUUCCUGCCCCAGUGCACCCGCCUCCCAGCCUACGAAACUACUGUUUGUUUUCCGGGUGUCAUGGGAUACUGUUCGGCCUUGCCGUCGGUCGCGCUGGCCCUGAGUGGAGCUAGGGAAGCGCGUCUCCUCCGAAUUCUGUCCACAGGUGCUGCAAGCCCUAAGCGGCCCCGCCUGCGCCAUGGGCUCAGAGGUCUGGGUCGGCACUUGGCGGCCACAUCGGCCCCGCGGCCCCAUCGCGGCGCUCCACAGAGGCCCAGGGCCCAAAUACAAGCUGCCACCGAACACCGGUUACAUCCUGCACGACCCAUCUCGGCCGCGCGCCCCCGCCUUCACCUUCGGCUCGCGCCUGCCCUUGCAGCACACAACCUGCGGGCCGGGGCCGAGCCACCUGGUGCCCGCUCGCAUGACCGUGCGCGGAACCGAUGGCACCCCAGCCUUCUCCAUCUAUGGUCGUCUACGCCACACAGCACCCGUCCUCACUCCGGGACCGGGUCAGCACCCUGGGGCACGGGUCUCCCCAACGUGGAACUGCCUCUAAGAAAGCCCACUGGGAAACUACCCACCCAAACCCAGAAUCCCGGGAACCUUCUACCCAUAUCCAGAAACCCGAACCUUAAUGUGGCUCCAAUUUCUCUCAAGUGCCAAAUCCCCAGGCUAGGCUCCCCACACCCCACCCCCACCCAGCCCCAGUUCUGGCCCACACUCUUGGUCCAUCCCAUAGGCAGAUACUUCCCAGAACGCGCGGGAAACGCAACGUACCCCAGUGCUCCCCGGCAUACCAUCGCUUCCCGAAACUGGGGCAUCCUCUCGAAGCAGCAAACCCCAGGCCCUGCGUCCUACACUGUGCCUUCGCUCUUGGGUCCUCGUGUCAUAGGCAAAGUCUCAGCCCCAACCUACUCCAUCUAUGGGCGCAGCGCUGUGGGCAGCUGCUUCGAGGACCUCAGCAAGACCCCAGGCCCCUGUGCCUACCACGUUGUGAACCCGGGGGUCUACAAGACUCGAGCCCCGCAGUUCACCAUGCUAGCACGGACUUCGCUACCCCAAGAAAGCACUCAGAAGCCAGGACCCGCAACCUACAGCGUGGACCAGCACCGGAAGCCUCGUGGCUGGAGCUUCGGGAUCAGGCACUCAGACUAUCUGGCCCCCAUGAUACCGUACCGCGUGGAAGACUGACUCUAGCAGGCGCGCAUCGGCCCUCGGUUGUUUUCUUAAAGCUUUUCAAGCCGG